AUGUGAAUGAUCCAACACAUUUGGUCACGUGUUUGCUAAAUUUUUUUGGCUAUUUUCAUGUGGGUCUAUAGAAAAUGGUUUUCAAUUGCAGACCAAAAUCAUGGAUCAGUAUGCCUUAGACCCCUAUGAGCAGCAGCUGCUAAAAGUCUUCAACAGCCACGACAAAGACAGUUGCGGCAGUCUCGAUAUGGAGUGCCUGACUCGACUUUGUCAAACUCUCCAACUUGAAGAACAGGGCGUCGAAUUGGUGAAAUGUCUCAUGAACGAUAAUCACUCAAGAAUUACUUUCACAGAAUUCAAGAAUGCGCUGUUGGCUUUACUGGGUAACAUGGAAAGCAGUAAACCUUCCAAAACCGAGGAACUGGGCGAAAACGCUUUAAAAACCUCACCAGAACGCGAGGUUUCACCUAAAUUCGUUUACGGGUCGAAGAAGUAUGGUCGGAGAUCCCGCCCCAAAAACGAAGAAAUCAACUCGAUAUACAACGAGCAAAACGACUCCAACUCAAAUAAAACCCCGAAUGCUGUGACCGUCCAGAGAUCCAAUUCCCAAUCGGAGGUGUCCUCCAAAAAAAGAAAAACGAAUUACAAAUUGAAAAGGUGCACUUCCCUACCAGGUCGCAACGAUUUGCUGAUCAGCAACACCUCUCACGUAUUGCUGUGCGAACCUGAACUGGUGUGCACUGAAGAGAUGCUCCGGGAAGCAUGGAAGAAACUGGGAGUAGGCGAGGACGGUUACCUCAAUCAGAACGAGCUCGUACUAGUGUGUGACGCUAUCGGUCUGCACAAACUGGCAGACGGUGUUAUAAGACAACUGUCGGACAAACUGUCCGUGAAUCGUAACCACAAAAUCAGUUUCCAGGAACUGUUGGCUAUUCUGCAGCAGGACGACACUUGGUUCGAGGUUUUAAACGAAACACCAGUGAUUCAUCAGUCUCCCGACAACAUGUUCCCUGAUUCGCAAACAUUCCACUUCAUCACUUUGGGCCCUGAUGGCAACGGAAUGAUAAAAACCGACAUAUUGAUUGAAAUGUGGGAAAAUGUUGGGGUACACUCGCCCAAAGAAUUGCUACACGAGCUGGGUUUCAAUUCCAGAGUGAUAAGCAUUUUGGAACUGGCUGAGGUGCUGGAGAAACAGAUGAAGAGUAUCAACGAAGUUACUAGAUCCGAAUACCAGAGUCCACAAAUAGCCUUACUGCAAGCUAGUUUGACCCUGUAUCAAUCUGAAAUCAAGACGUUCAAGAAUAUUUUGGAGCAAAUGCAAGCAGAACGGGAGAAGCUCAAAUAUGAUGUCUCCGAGGCUAACAAUAGAGCAACCCUUCUUGCCCAAGAGGUUGAUGACAAUCAUUCUAGAAUGGAGCAAAACACCUUGAACCAAGUGAAGCUCCUAGAGCAAAGACAUACUGAUAUAUUGAAAGAAGUGACAGCACAGUUCACCAAGGAUAAAGAACAGCUGUCCAAUAUGAAUCAAGCUCUAGAGGAGAAAAUUCAUAAUCUUGAGCAAGAAGUGACCAAGCUGAAGAAUGAUCUCUUGGCUGCCCAGAAGUAUUUACUCAAUAUGGAGAAGGAGAAUCAGCUACUGGGUGAGAAAAUCGCGGAUCUGGAAAAAGACAAAGCCGGAUUGAACCAUCAAAUAGAAUCAUUGGAAACGGACAAACAAACCAAUAGGGAGAUGGAACGCGAGGAGAGCCAAAUGGUACUGGCCAAACUGUCUGCAUUGCAGUUGGAGAAUUCCCAAUUGAAGGACAAAAACGACGAGAUGGUGUCGGAAAUCGAAAGUUUGUCUGGGCAGAUAGCAUGUAUGAGGACGAAAGUUUCCAGCACACCCACGGCAGGACCGAAUUCCCUGGACCAAUCCAUGGAGGAGAAUAUUUCGAUUAUUUGUGAAGGCGUUGGACUCGGAGCGAAACGUAGGAGCGACUAUUCUCCUACCAAGGACGCCAAUUUGUUCAAUAUCACGGAUGGUAGUCCAAGAUUGGGAAAAAUAAGGAAAUUCCAUAAUGCCAAACGAGAAAAUCUAGACAUACCGUUUGCGUCUAGUGAAAGUGGUUUCGAUACGGAAGUAGAUUGCGUUGAUUCAGUGUCGAUAGAAGAAAAUGAAAAUAUCAAGAGGUUGCAAUCCAAAAUAGCCUUUUUGGAGCAAAUCUUGAUACAAAAUGGCAUUGCACUUCCUAGUUGUGAGAUUGAGAAAUCUGGACCCAAUUUGAGUACAAACUGUUUAUCUAAUCGAGUAAGAAUCCUAGAAAUGGUAAUCAGAGAAGUUAAACGAGCAUUGACGAAAAUGAUUGAAAAAGACAAUUUGAAUUGUGAUGACAUUAAAAAAGUUGCUGAGGAUCUAGAGAAGGUAUUUUUCACGGCAAGGCAAAACGAUCAUUUUGAUGAUCUUGAAGAGAAAGUAUGUGAGCAAUCAGAUCAAAAGUAUAUUGAUUCUAGUUCUCAAGCUAAUCUCAUGGACUCGUUCGAGGAAAAGGUCAUUAAAUUAGAAAACGAAAAUAGAGAACUGUGCGCAAAAUGUAGUGAGUUGGAAAGCUGUGUUGAAUUACUGAGAAACGAGUAUGAGAAAUGUGAGGAUUAUUGGCAAAACAAAGUAGACGAUGAACGCCAAAUAUUCGAUGCCGAACAAAAAAUAAAUAGUGAUAAAUUGGGAGAGUUGCUACUGAAGAUGAAGGAAUAUGAAGAACAAUAUGCCAAUCAAGAACUCAUGGAUAAUCGUUUACCGACAAUUGAAGAAACUUAUAAUUUGGAAAAACAGUUCACUGACCUAGAACAAGAAUUCGAGACGUACAAAGAAGAAAGUGGAUUGGAGCUGAUGAAAAAGGACGAAGAAAUAGCUUUGCUGAAGGAAAAAUUAACUGAACUAGCUCUAAGACAACAAAGUUCCAUACAAGUUCAUGCAAAUGCUGAAGAAUCUAGAAUAUUUAACAAAAUGAAAAGUUUAUCAUACAACGUUGUAGAAAACACGUGUAUUCAAUCUGAAGAGAUGAUGCCUCUCAAUGUUCAGUCAAACAUCACAUCACCACCACCAAAUAAUCUGGAAUAUGUCAAUCAGUCGAUGGUUUGGCACCAAGCUAAUCCGAAUACCGAUUCAGACAACUUUGUCAAUACCAAAUCUCUACCAGUCGACUGGAAUUUCACUAAUAAUACGAAAGUCCCCUCAAAUGCCCCUUCUACCUCGUCUAGCUCCACCUGCUUGGAUAAUACCUCCACCCCUUGCACACCCUGUAGACCCAAAAGGACUAGAAAAUUCGACAAGAACAUUUAUAAGAAGAACAACCAAGAUAAGGAUGUGAAAAAACCCGAGAUUGAUACCCAGUCGAGGAUGAACAAUGAUAAAAGAUUGCAGGAUACGGAUUAUUGUAAUCCUGGGCAGACGAUUUUUCUGCCGCUGAGGUCCUUCCAAAAUUUGAAUGCCAGAAGGAGCCAUCUGGAGCAGCAAGUGAGAUAUCUACGGAUGUGCCUGAAGCAGCAGCAUUACUGUAGCGAGCAGACCCUGCAACACUAUUGGUUGCAGUUCAGCGGUGAAAAAACGGAUCUGCACUCCAGACUGAAAUAUCUCCAGGAUAAACUGGAUCAACAGGUGAGAAUCAGUAGGGAUCAAUUGGAGAAAUUGGAAAGGACUGAUUUGCUCGUUAAGGAUCUCUAUAUCGAGAAUGCUUACUUGAUUGCUAGUGUACAGAGAUUGGAGCAGCAAUGCCAUAUGUUGGCCCAAUGCAACUCCAGUUCUGUAUGAAUUUACGAGAGGGGUUCCGAGUGAAGCAAACGAUUUUCAUGAUAUCUUUUUUGGAAUCUUAGAUUUUUUAUGGUUUAGGAACGUAUAUGGAUUCAUCAUGAGUUAGCACGAAUUCAAUGAUAUUCAUACCGUUGGUGAAAGAGAUUAUUAUUUUUAUUUCUACAAAAAUCUCAAAUGUUUUUGGAAACAGUCCGCCAGCCGUAAUUCCACAAUUUUUUCAUUUGAUUUCAAAAACAAAAAAUUAAAUUGAGACUUCGAAACAUAACCGAUAGUACUAUUCACUUCGUUUUCUAGUUCAAUAAUGUGGGUACCAUAAGUUUGAUUAACUUUUUCGGAUUUUUUUCGAAAUAUUCAUUUUACUAGCGUCAAUGUUGUGUUGAGUUAGUCACGAAAACAAUGGAAUCGGUUUAAUGUGUUAUUUUAAAAUUUAAUAUUAAAUUUUUUUAUUUUUCCCAAUCGGAUGAAAAUUACAAUCUCAGUUAGCGACGUUUUUUAUGCGUUGUUAGCAGACAAAAAGUUAUUCUUGGAUAUCAUUGUCUAAACAUUUAUUCUAUAGUCAUGUCUUUAUAUUUCCCUGUUUUGCUAAUAUUUUCAAGUGACCUGCAAUUUUGUUUUUAAUAGUACAACCAGUAAAUGCGAGCAAAAUACGGAAAAAGUAUUGUAGAUUCUUGAUUUACAAAUGAAGAUGCCAAAUUUUUAUUGCAGAAUUUUUGUGUACACUGUUUGCACUGUUUUUAAAGUAACUUAUUACAUUUUAAAUACCUACUAAAUUUUCUUUGAAUUAACCAAAUAUUCUUCGUCGGCACCUAAAUUAGGUGUAUAAUCAUAUUACGUUUUUAGAAUAGAUAUAAUAAUUUAUUUUACUAAAUAAUCCCAUUUAAGGUUGUUUGAAAGGCGUGUGUUCGACGUUAUUUUUUCUAGAGUUUUAUUACAUAUCAGUUGAUAAAGUACAUCCAAAGAAAUUUUUGAAUAUGUUGUGUAAUAUAUUGUUAUAUAAUAAUUACUAACUGAAAGUGUCAUAUUAUUGAAUAAAUUGAUAUAU
Phaedon cochleariae (mustard beetle) is the source of this 4769-nucleotide messenger RNA. The record is from the annotation of a GenBank genome assembly. NCBI's taxonomy places the organism in Eukaryota, Metazoa, Arthropoda, Insecta, Coleoptera, Chrysomelidae.